Molecule: messenger RNA, 564 nt
Organism: Trichoderma virens Gv29-8
Lineage: Eukaryota; Fungi; Ascomycota; Sordariomycetes; Hypocreales; Hypocreaceae
Exons: 1
Coding region: 1-564 (187 amino acids)
Source: RefSeq, a predicted model, not a curated record
AUGGAGGACAUACAAGAUCCAUGCAGGCACAUUUUCGGACCAUCGCCUCCACCACCACGCGUAACAUGGACGACCGAAAAGAAGCUUGAGCGAGAGGACAUCAUGAACGAGAUGCAGCCACUUCUUCUACGCCUUCGCGGCAAGUGGACCGAGGAACUAGCCGCGGAUAUUGCAGCAACCUUGACGCCCCAGAAGCUUCAAGUAAUGGAGCCACAAGCAAAGGGAUUACUAUCUGGAUGGAUCUAUCAACAGGAUGACCGAAAGUACGUUCAGUGGCUGAACGAUGCGGAAGAAGACAGGACCUCUAUUACGUGGGUCGAUGAGGCGAUAAUUCCUGGCCCGGAGUAUUGGUCGUGUACAUUGCUCAUGAUAUGCCAGAUGAAUGAGUUGGAUGAGGCCGUGGAGAAGCUCACUCCUGAACAGAAACCCCUUUUCAAAGUGCCACUGAUGAUGAUUAGAGGGUUUAUAGAGUGCGUGGAGUGGCAUAGGCAGCAGCGAAAGCUAUUGCCACAAAUGGAUUUUCAAACUAUGCAGCGUCUCAUCCAUUUCGAGGACGGCAAAUAA